This is a messenger RNA of Spodoptera littoralis (African cotton leafworm), 752 nucleotides long. The record is from the annotation of a GenBank genome assembly. NCBI's taxonomy places the organism in Eukaryota, Metazoa, Arthropoda, Insecta, Lepidoptera, Noctuidae.
AUGAAAUUGUUCAUCGUCUUAGCCGCUGUUGCUUUGGCCCAGGCCGCCAAACUGGACAGGACUUACCUUCCACCUAACGCUCAGGCAUCUUCAGGAUCUGCCUUCCUUGAUGCUCCCCGCCAGUCCAACGGAUUCCAGGGUCAAACUGGUGCCUUCUCAUCCAGCGCCCAAAACGGUGCUUACUCAAGCUUUGACGCCCGUCCAGUGGAGCGCGCUCAGGCUGCCUUCGAGAGGAACGCUGCUAUCCUUCGUCAGGACAACUCCAACGAUGGAGAGACUUACGCGUAUGCUUAUGAGACUGAGAACGGUAUCUCUGGCGAGGAGAACGGAGUGGCAACCAACGGAGUGCAGGCUCAGGGCAGCUACUCCUACACUGGGGAUGAUGGCAAGGUCUACUCUGUGAGGUACACCGCUGAUGAGAACGGUUUCCAACCCCAAGGUGACCAUCUCCCCACUCCUCACCCUAUCCCUGAAGAGAUCCUGAAGGCUUUGGAACAGAACGCUCGCGAUGAGGCCGCUGGCAUCUUCGACGACGGAUCUUACAGCGAAGCCAAAUACGACACCAACGCUCGUAAUGGUUACCAAAGCUCCAGUUCUGCUGCUGGAGUCCAGAAAGCGUAUCUCCCGCCUUUCGCGCAGAAAGCUGGAGCGAGACAAUCCUCCUUCGAUGCUAGAGCCGGCUACCGUUACUAGAGACUGAUGUAAAUUAUUGUACAUAAUGGAUUGUUAUUCAAUAAAGUAUUUAUUUGAAC